AUGGCAUUAGCCAGCGGUCACUGGCUGGAGAAAGAGAUGAGGGGCGAAGCCCCAAGUCCGAGGUAUGGACACGCUUUAGCUGUGGCAGGAAAUGUCGCCUUUCUGUUUGGAGGAGCCUCCGGCAUCAACCGAGAGGAGGACAACCCUGUUUACUUCAACGACUUCUACAUGUUAACAGUUUCUCCUGAUGACGUGACAUGGGAGGAGAUUCCUCAGAGUGGAGAAGUCCCCUCAGCCAGAGAAGGACACACUCUCUGUGUUGUGAAAGGCAAGUUGUAUCUGUUUGGUGGAGUGUCCAGCCCUGAUGCCACUGAGUGUCUCCCAGGAGUCUACAGCUUUGAUAUAGUGUCUUUGACCUGGGAUUGCUUAGCAAUCGGUGGUGUGGCCCUCAGAACCCUCAGACACAGCUCUGUUGCCGUGGGAGACAACAUCUAUGUGUAUGGAGGCAUUCUGGGAGGGAGUCCAACCGAUGACCUCCUGGUCUUCAGCACAGUGUCUCUCACCUGGACGCCGGUUAAAGCUAGCGGAUCGCUACCCCCUGCCCUAUGUGGUCAGAGUUUUGCUCUGGUUGGUGAUCAGGUGUUCAUGUUUGGAGGUUACGGAGCAGGUGGAGACUUCGGUAAAGACCUCCAUGUCCUCAACACAGCUAAGAUGAAGUGGAAGGUUCCGCUGUACGUUGGGAUUCCUCCAGCCCGUCGACACGGACACACCGCCUUCAUCCUCCACAGUCAUCUGUAUGUAUUUGGAGGAAAGAAUGAAGAGCAGGAGUUUAAUGACAUGAAGGUGAUGAAACUCAUCAACCCCUCAGAGAGACAACCAGUGAUGAAAGAGAUUCUGUUAGAGUUUGGUCUUCAGGGAGUCAGUCACAGCUUCACCCCGACAAAGGUCCCCAACGUCCGCUAUGAGCUGAGUGAGUAUGCUCCAUCCAGCCUGUCCAGGAACACAGCAGCUAAUGCACAGGAGUUUUUCCACAGUGACUUCAGUGCAGUUCGAGAUCAGGCCAUGAAGAUGAUCCAGACAGCAUUCACUCUGCUGGACCAGGAGUUCCAGAAACUGGACCGAGAGAAGUCAGAGUUGUCUAAAGCUACUGUUGCUCUGCAAAGAGAGAAAGAAGCUCAGGAGGCCCACAGACAACAGCAGCAACAGGAGCUGCAGGAGAUGCUGGACAGUCAUCGCUCUCAGAAUGAGGCCUGGCUCCGAGCCAGAGCUGAGGAGAACGACCGAGAGAGGAGGGAGCUCUGUAGACUCAGAGAGGAGGUGUUGCAGGAGCAGGAGAGGGUGAAAGAGGAGCAGAGCAGCAUCCAGAAACGCAGUGAACAUCUUCUGUCCAUCAUGCAGCAGUUCAAAGGAAUGUGAGAU
Molecule: messenger RNA, 1359 nt
Organism: Xiphias gladius (swordfish)
Lineage: Eukaryota; Metazoa; Chordata; Actinopteri; Istiophoriformes; Xiphiidae
Product: kelch domain-containing protein 3
Exons: 16
Coding region: 1-1356 (451 amino acids)
Molecular function (GO): protein binding
Source: RefSeq, a predicted model, not a curated record